GCCUGGCUGAGGCGCGAGGGACGCGGGGCUGCGGCGGGGCGGAUGGGGCUGGCGCCGGCGGAGAGGCUCUGGGAAGAGAGAAGCAGCAGCACACGCCAUGCUUUGCUAGAAACACACCGUCCCCUUGCCCUGCAGACCCUGAGACACCUACCCCUUCCUAGGACUGCGGAGCCCUGAGCUGCCCCCUUUCUUUGCUGCAUGCCCUGUCACGAGUGCUGGAUUAUGUUCGUCGCAUUCUCCCUCUGCUCCAUAAUUUGGUUGAAUCGUGGCUUCAAGUUAAGGAAAAGGGGCUGCACUUCAGCGUGCGGGAGCUUGAGCGUGCACGGGGCCAUCCUCCCCAGGCUUCGCUCAUCCUGGCUCGUGCAAAGAUGGUAAACGCACAAAGAAUGGUGCAGGGCGAGAGCCGCGCCUGAGCCUGCACCCCACGUCUCGAGCAGCUGGCCUGGUUCCAGCUGCCCUGUGCAGCAGAGAUGGGCAGCACCGAGGGCUUUCAGUACCGUGCGCUCUACCAGUACUGCAAAGAGCGUGACGAGGACAUCGACCUGCUCCCUGGGGACAUCCUGGUGGUGAGCAAAGGGGCCCUGCAGGCCCUGGGCUUCAAGGAUGGAGACGAGCAGACCCCCAACCAGAUCGGGUGGAUCCCGGGCAUCAAUGAGCGCACCAAGCAGAAAGGGGAUUUCCCUGGCACCUAUGUGGAGUACAUUGGGCCCGUGAAAAUCUCCCUACCUUCCCACAGACCCAGGGUGCAGAGACCCCUGCCAGCAACUCCUGGGGCCAGCACCUCCCGCGUGCAGGAGGCACUGGAGCAAGGAUGGCUCCUCCCGGACCUGGCGGAGCAGUUCACGCCCCCUGAAGUCGCGCCCCUGCUUCUGCUGAGGCUGGUGGAAGCCAUUGAGAAGAAAGGCUUAGACAGUGAGAUGUUAUACAGGACGUCUGGCUCGGAGUUGAGACAGGCACUGAAGACCGAUUGGGUGCUGGGUGACGUGGAGCUGUUCGACGUGCAUUCCCUGGGCGAAGCACUGCAGGGCUUCCUGCAGGAUCUGCCUGCUCCUGUGGUCCCGGCGUCUGUGCAUGGCGAGAUCCUGCGCAUCCUACAGGAGAUCCCGCAGUCAGAGAGCUGCAGGAAGCAGCUGCUGCUGGCGCUGGAGUCUCCUGCGGUCCCUCUCCAGAACCUGCUCACCUUGCAGUUCCUGCUCUGCCACCUGGGAAAGGUGUCCCAGCAGGCCGAGAGCAAUGGCCUCCACCCUCGGGCCCUGGGCGAGAUCUUCGGCCCUCUGCUGCUCCAGCUGCCUGGCACCAGUGCAGAGCUGAGCCCCGAUUUCUCAGGGCUCUUUCUGGAGACACUUCUGCGGGUGAAGGACUCGGAGCCGGAACAAGUGCCGCCAGCUCUGCCUCCGAAGCCCUCGAAACCGAAGCCCGGUGGAGCCAGCCUGGCCAAUGGGAGCAGCGCACCCCUGCAGGAGGCGGAGUGGUACUGGGGCGACAUUUCCAGGGAGGAGGUGAACGAGAAGCUGCGUGACACGCCGGAUGGCACCUUCCUGGUCCGCGAUGCCUCCAGUAAGAUCCAGGGGGAGUACACGCUCACGCUGAGGAAAGGUGGCAACAACAAGCUGAUCAAGAUCUUCCACCGGGAGGGCAAGUACGGCUUCUCGGAGCCCCUGACCUUUGGCUCCGUGGUGGAGCUCAUUAACCAUUACCGGCACGAGUCGCUGGCCCAGUACAACGCCAAGCUGGACAGCAAGCUGCUCUACCCCAUCUCCAAGGACCAGCAGGACCAGCUGGUGAAGGAGGACAGCGUGGAGGCUGUGGGGGAGCAGCUGAAGGUCUAUCACCAACAAUACCAGGACAAGAGCCGGGAGUACGACUUGCUGUACGAGGAGUAUACACGCACCUCGCAGGAGCUGCAGAUGAAAAGGACGGCAAUCGAGGCCUUCAACGAAACCAUCAAGAUAUUUGAGGAGCAGUGCCAGACGCAGGAGAAGUGCAGCAAGGAGUACAUCGAGCGCUUCCGGCGGGAGGGCAAUGAGAAGGAGGUGCAGCGGAUCCUGAUGAACUCCGAGAAGCUGAAGUCGCGCGUCACUGAGAUCCACGACAGCAAGAUGAAGCUGGAGCAGGACCUGAAGAAACAGACCUCGGAGAACCGGGAGAUUGACAAGCGCAUGAACAGCCUCAAGCCGGACCUCAUGCAGCUGCGCAAGCUCCGGGACCAGUACCUGGUGUGGCUGACGCAGAAAGGGGCCCGGCAGAAGAAAAUCAACGAAUGGCUGGGCAUCAAGAACGAGACAGAGGACCAGUACUCCAUGAUGGAUGACGAGGAGGAGCUGCCACACCAUGAGGAGCGCACCUGGUACGUGGGGAAAAUCAACCGUGUGCAGGCAGAGGAGAUGCUGUGUGGCAAGCGCGAUGGCACCUUCCUGAUCCGUGAGAGCAGUCAGAAGGGCUGCUACGCCUGCUCUGUGGUGGUGGACGGAGACACCAAGCACUGUGUGAUCUACAAGACGGUGACCGGUUACGGCUUUGCUGAGCCCUACAACCUCUACGCAUCCCUGAAGGACCUGGUUCUGCAUUACAAACACAUGUCCCUGGUGCAGCACAACGACUCCCUGAAUGUCACGCUGGCUUACCCGGUUCUUUCCCAGCCACCUGCCAGAUGAGCCACUGACACAGAGCACAAUGGCUGCCUCCGCCUCCUCCCCAGGCUCUGUCCUCUGUCCCUUGUCUAGACGAGUCUCCUGCCCUCCAGAGCCUGGGGGAUGUCGUGACCUGUUUCUAGUGUCCCACUUGCUCAGCAGUAGAAACCCAGCUGGACGCUGGCCGAUGGGGAGGCAGCGCCAUCAGCUUGGGAUGGAAAAGCCGCUCGUGACUUCAGCCUUUCCGAGGAGGAGUCCAGUCGCAGGCUAAUUGUUAUGGGGGGCUUCAUCUCUCCCUUUGCAGUUCCCCGGGGGUGUUUUUGUGCCCCCCUCCCCCCGUUGUGUGUCUCUGUACAGCUCGGUUCCUAGUUCCCGUGUGUGCCGUGGGGUCGCUGCCCCAGUGGCCACAACUGAGGUGCUACAUCUGCCCUGGAGCUUCGGUGGGACCAGCCCUGCUGGGAAGGGGCGGGCAGCGCUCUCUCCUGAACCACAAGUGGUCAUUGCUAAAACCGUUCUCUCCUUUCCCUUCCCUUCAGUAAUCCUGCGGGCUGGAGUGAGUGCCGGCCUUUGGUCUGAGGGGUGCCAGCCUCACCCAGAGAGAGAGCUAGAAAAGGGGGAACUUGAUCAUUGAAAGGGUUGGUGAGGGCACGGCACGCUGGCUCCUUGGCAGAGAUGCCAGGUGUUCGCGGCACUUUCCAUGUUCCAUGUAACUCCUGUGUGUGGCUUGAAGGGGUGGCUCCAUUCGAUUAGUUAGUUACUAACCCACCUGUCUCACUUUGGUUGUGCCAGCUAAGCUGUGAAAUCCAUGUUGGUACCAGUGCUUUCCUGGGCUGCAUCUGGGGGAUGCACAGCUGUGCUUGUCCAUUGCUUCUGGGAAGUCUCAGUCACUGGUCAGAGCUAACUGUAGCCAUGUAAAUACGGUUAUUUUAUAAUCAGCUGCUUGCUAGUGCCGUUCGUAUGCAGAACCUUUGUUAUGAUAUGCAACCCCCAGGCACCGACAGACCAAGCGCAUCCCUCGGCCUGGGAGAGCGUGAGGCCAGAGGUGGCUGGAAUGUCAGACACGCUGCAAGCCCUAUGCAAACAGAG
This is a messenger RNA of Chelonoidis abingdonii (Abingdon island giant tortoise), 3716 nucleotides long. It is a transcript of the gene PIK3R2, whose product is annotated as phosphoinositide-3-kinase regulatory subunit 2. The record is from RefSeq and is a predicted model, not a curated record. Gene Ontology annotation, molecular function: protein binding; 1-phosphatidylinositol-3-kinase regulator activity. NCBI's taxonomy places the organism in Eukaryota, Metazoa, Chordata, Testudines, Testudinidae. Gene Ontology annotation, cellular component: phosphatidylinositol 3-kinase complex. Gene Ontology annotation, biological process: phosphatidylinositol phosphate biosynthetic process; insulin receptor signaling pathway.